AUAGAAAAAUUGAUAAGAACGGACAAAAAUUUAUUGAUGACAAUAUAUGAUUAAUUGUGUGUGUAUACAAAUGUACUACUAAUUAAAAGGAUAUUAACAUUUGUACAAGGAUAAAGGGAAAAACAAAAUUUAAAAAGAAAUUAAUUUUUUCGUUUAAUUUUUUUUUUGAAUUUUUUAUAAUAAAAUUAAAAUUUUAAAAUAUUUGGAAAAUUGAAAAAAAAAUAAAAAGAAUUAAAAAAUGAGUUUCCGUCGACAAUCUGUUCAUAAUUUUUCACCAUAUCAAGGUGCCACAACACCACUUCAUAAUCCAAUAAAAACAGAUUUAAGUGGUAUACCAAAUUUGGAACGUAAAGGUUCAUUAGUAAAACCAACAUGGCAAAAUGUUUCACCCGGUCAAGUAUCAACAAAAAUGCUUGAUAAAGUUAAUGGUAUUGAAACAGAUUUUACAACAACAACAACAAGUAAUGGCAGUAUUAAAACAUUGAAUAAUAAUAAUAAUAUUUGUGCGAUUGCUCCAAAAGAACAAGAAAUUUUUGAUAUUUUUGGAAAGGUUAUGCUUCUCGGUGAUUCAGGUGUUGGAAAAACAUGUCUCUUAGUCAGAUUUCGUGAUGGAACAUUUUUAGGAGGAAAUUUCAUUUCAACAGUUGGAAUUGAUUUUAGGAAUAAAGUUGUGACUGUAGAUCAUACAAAAGUUAAAUUACAAAUUUGGGAUACAGCAGGACAAGAACGUUUUCGAAGUGUUACACAUGCUUAUUACAGGGAUGCUCAUGCAUUACUUCUUUUGUACGAUGUAACAAAUAAAAUCAGUUUUGAUAACAUAAGAGCUUGGUUAGUUGAAAUUAGAGAAUAUGCACAAGAAGAUGUUGUUAUAAUGCUUUUAGGGAAUAAAGCUGAUGCUGUUGCUCAUGAUAGACAAGUUAAAAAAGAAGAUGGUGAACGUUUGGCUAAAGAAUACAAUGUUGCAUUUAUGGAAACAUCAGCAAAAACUGGAUUAAAUGUUGAAUUAGCUUUUGUUGCUAUUGCAAGGCAAUUGAAAAGUAGAAGGAGUGAUUCAAUAGAUGAAUCAAAAUUCAAUGUUGUAGAUUUUGUUAAUGAAAAAGCAAAUCAAGAAAAACAAACAUGCCCACCAUGUAACAUGUAACAACAUCUCUUGUCAGAAACAUCAUGAACAACAACACAGAAUUUUUACAUCAGCAACAGGAAUAAAAAAAAAAAAAUUUAAAUGAAAUUUUUUUUAUUUUACAAGAUUUUUUAAUAUAUAAAAAAAAUUAAAAAUAAAAACAAAAAAAGUAAAAAAAAAAAAAAUAAAUACCAAAAAUGUAAAAAAUACCAAAGACACACAAAAUGCACACAAAAACAAAAAAAAAAUAAAACAAAAAAAUUAAACAAUAAUAUUGUUAAACAAAAAUUAUACAUACUUAUAUACAAAUAUAUAUAUAUAUGUAUAUAUGUACGUACAUGAUAUAUAAACAAAAAUAUAUGUACAUAAAAAUAUUGUGUAUGUAUGUAUGUAAAAAAUAUGAAUUUAAGAAACAGAAAGAAAAGUUUAUUUUUAAUAUUGUUAAUUUAAACCAAUUAAUUAGGGGCCAUUUAACCAAAAAAAAACGCAAAAAAAUAAAAGACAGAAAUAUAAAAAUCUUAUAUUACCAAAAUAAAAAAAGAAUGAAAAUUUUGUAUUUUGUUUUUUAUAAAAUAUAUUUAAUUUUUUCUAUUUAUACUUUAAUGCUAAAAAAUUUAACAACUUUUUUAAUAUAUAAACAAAUUUUCUUCUAUAAUAUCAAUAAUACUGAAAUGAUAAUUACAAAAUUCAGUAUUCAUUUAAUGAAAGAAUCAUUAGGGAAUUGGAAACCAAAAACCAAUAGAACAAUAGAAGUACUUACAUAAUAUUUAUCGUCUUUUACAACUAUAAUAUUGCCAUUUGAAUUGAAGGACAAAACUUUCUUAUUUCUAAUAAGAAACAAAAUUGAACACGAAAAAAAUUCAGUUUCAUUAUAUUCAAUAUUGUCAUUGCAAUUAUCAUAAUUAAUAACCAUAUACUUGGAUCCUAUUGCACCAAUCUCUUUUACUUUUCAAAUUUUUAAAAAAGUAAUUUUUAGUACAGCUGAGUUUUGACUCUCAUUUAAAAUUUAUUAAAAUAUUAAUUAUUUUGAGCAAAACAAAAAAUACAAUGAAAUUGGUGUUAUGUCGUUGGUAUUAAGACGACUGUUUUUAGAUUCAAAUACAGUUUAGGUAUAGUAAAUAUUUCCCGUGAUUUGAUUAAAUUAUAUUUGAAUUAGUAUAUCAGCUACACGAAAAACUAUUCCAAUUAAAUCCAAUUUAUUCAAAAUUUUUCAAUUGUUGUUGUAAAACAACAUUAUGGCUGAGUACAAUGAAUGAACACUGGUACAACCAGAAAAGUUUAAACUACUUAUAGUUCAACUAUGAACAAGACUUUAUAUCAUUGUGUUUAUACAUCGUUGUAACAAACGUAGUUUCCCAUGAGUACGUGUGGAUGAAAAUAACCUUAAAUCAAAUAGAUUUACUUGGUAGAACAAAAUUUUCUUUGAUUGUUUAAAAAUUCAACUCGAAAGUUAAUCGUUAAUAAUGAAAAAGAGUGAAAAAGAUUUUAUGUAUGCAAUCAUAAAGAAGAUUUAUAAUAUUAACAAAGGUUUACAUAUG
Messenger RNA from Condylostylus longicornis, 2658 nucleotides. RefSeq names its product ras-related protein Rab-37 (gene Rab26). Lineage: Eukaryota; Metazoa; Arthropoda; Insecta; Diptera; Dolichopodidae. Gene Ontology annotation, molecular function: GTPase activity; GTP binding. Bases 239 to 1141 code for a protein of 300 amino acids. The record is from RefSeq and is a predicted model, not a curated record. Gene Ontology annotation, biological process: neurotransmitter receptor transport to postsynaptic membrane; protein secretion; cellular response to insulin stimulus. The transcript has 7 exons. Gene Ontology annotation, cellular component: endosome; Golgi apparatus; trans-Golgi network transport vesicle.